GUGCACAGUUGUUGAGCAAUUUCUGUUGUGCAAUUGAUCCGUGUUUGUCCUACAUAACUGAGUAACAGGACCUAAGAUCUUUAUCUUGAGAACUCUUGUCCUUGGUGUUACAGUCUAAACUGAAGACGCAACUCCUACGAGAUUCAUUUGAACCACAGCUCUGAGCUUGUUCAUAGGCCACCCCUUAAACCUCUUCUCUAUCAAGAUGAAGCCAGAAGGAGAAAUGGAGCGCCCGCCAACAAUCCCUGUCAAGGGGAUUCCUCUGAUAAAGUACUUUGCUGAAGUUAUGAGAGAGGUGGACAAGUUUCAAGCACAUCCAGAUGACCUGCUGAUCUCCACAUACCCCAAAUGUGGAACUACGUGGAUCAGUGAGGUCAUAGACAUGAUCUAUAAAGAAGGCAAUGUGAAGGAAUGUGGACAAAAACCCAUCGACAAGCGAGUCCCUUUCUUGGAAUUAGCUGCUCCUGGAGUAGAGUCAGGCCCUGAGCUGCUAAAAAAGGUACCGCGUCCAACUGCAAUUAAGACCCAUCUUCCUGUCCAGUUGCUCCCAAAAUCAUUCUGGGAAAAGAACUGUAAGAUUAUAUAUAUGGCCAGAAAUGCCAAAGACGUAGCUGUUUCCUAUUAUUUCUUCUAUCAAAUGGCGAAAGUUCAUCCUGAACCUGGAACAUGGGAUGAAUUCCUACGGAAAUUUAUGGCUGGAGAUGUUGCUUAUGGAUCUUGGUAUGACCACGUCAAAGGCUGGUGGGACAAGAGAAAAGAACAAAGGAUACUCUACCUCUUCUAUGAAGACCUGAAAGAGGAUUCACGCCGAGAGAUCCGUAAAAUAUUGGAAUUCCUGGAGAGGCCCAUGGAUGAACAGCUGGUGGAAAAGAUCGCACAUCACACAUCUUUCCAAGAGAUGCGCCAGAACCCUAUGGCCAAUUAUACAAACAUCCCCAAAUCAAUUAUGGACCACUCUGUCUCCCCCUUCAUGAGGAAAGGAAUCACCGGUGACUGGAAGAACCAUUUCACAGUGGCUCAAAAUGAAUCCUUUGAUGCCCAUUAUAAGAGACAAAUGGAAGGAUCGACCCUGCAGUUCCGGACAGAGAUCUGAUUGCUCUCACCUCUCUCUCCUUUCAGUGAGAGGUUUCUUUAAAAAAUAAUAGAUAC
This is a messenger RNA of Anolis sagrei ordinatus, 1149 nucleotides long. Its product is annotated as sulfotransferase 1A1-like. The record is from RefSeq and is a predicted model, not a curated record. Gene Ontology annotation, cellular component: cytoplasm. Gene Ontology annotation, molecular function: aryl sulfotransferase activity. Gene Ontology annotation, biological process: sulfation. NCBI's taxonomy places the organism in Eukaryota, Metazoa, Chordata, Lepidosauria, Squamata, Anolidae.